Messenger RNA from Drosophila grimshawi, 945 nucleotides. RefSeq lists its product as uncharacterized. Bases 91 to 945 code for a protein of 284 amino acids. Lineage: Eukaryota; Metazoa; Arthropoda; Insecta; Diptera; Drosophilidae. The transcript has 3 exons. The record is from RefSeq and is a predicted model, not a curated record.
UUAAGUGUUACAGUCAAAAUUAUAAUAUUCAAGUGCAAUAGUUUCAACAAAUUUGUUCCCAACCGUACCAUUCACCUAUCUUUUUCCUCAAUGGCCGGAACAAGAAACAGUUGUUGUAAAUGGAAAGAAAUUUUAAGUAAAGAUUUGCCAAGAAAAUGCCUACCAAAUUGCUUUGAUCCAUUGCAUGGACCAUGCCCCGAUUACAAGAUCGUCGAUGUCGUCAAUCAACUGUCCAGCGAUGUGAAGGCCAUUCUUGAACCGGAACCGCCUGUUCGACGUCUAAUAGACAUCAAACCACUGAGUGCCAAGAAUAACGAAAUACCAGAAAAGCCGUGUACCCUCUGCGAUGCACAAAAUGCAACCCAUCCAAAUAAUUUUUGUUCCGCUGACUGCAGGCCACCGAGCACGUCGUUGCAUUUAAAUGAGUGGAUAAAACGGCCGCAAGCUAAGCCAAAUUAUAAGCACAGCGUUUUCCUGAAUAAUGAAUUAUUAGUUGGACGUAUUUUUCCCUGUAAGUUUCGUAUACGAAGAGUAAAGAAGAAUUGCAACGACUGUGGCAAGCAGCUGUAUUUACGUGAUCCCAUCACAGACAAUACAAAUGUGGUUGUGCUUAUGAACUGCUGCGAUGUUAAAGUCUACCACGAUCGAGUACUUCAGAACUGGCAUCGUGUACCCAUCCUUUCCAUAAGCGGUGAUAAUGCCAUGAAAAAGAAAACGAUAAACGAAAUAUGCCAACUGGAACCUAAAAAAAUUACUCCAGUUGUUCAAGUUAAACAGGAUAACACUAUAAAACUGCCGGAAAUAGUUUCGAAAAAGAAACGCAAGGGCAAAGACCAUGACGCUGAAUGCUGGAUUUAUUGGAUAAGUUUUUGGAAAACUGUUGGGGAGCACUUGCUUAGAUUCCCUAUCGCUAUUGUUCUGCGCAAGGCGUUGUAUUGCAGUUGA